Messenger RNA from Penicillium canariense, 2580 nucleotides. RefSeq names its product GNAT family N-acetyltransferase. The transcript has a single exon. The record is from RefSeq and is a predicted model, not a curated record. Lineage: Eukaryota; Fungi; Ascomycota; Eurotiomycetes; Eurotiales; Aspergillaceae. Bases 1 to 2580 code for a protein of 859 amino acids.
AUGGCUGAUCAUGAGACCAAGACCAAGGAUAGUGCCUUCAAGGAGGAUCGUUUUCGACCUCCGGAGAUGCCGCCAGAACUGCUGCGUCGAUGGGCAGAAAGAUGCGCUCAGAGUUCCAAGAUUAAACCCAAGAUUAAACCCAAGAUGGGCCCACAGGAGACCAAACAUGAGACAUCUAUCCAACAAGGCCCAGAAGGGGGCGUGCGAGAAGUUGACCAUGGCGCCGCUGAGAGCUGUGCACAUGGAGGCACAGAAGAAGAUACAAACGCCGGCAUUCCGGCGCCUGCACCCGUGGUCAAUACUGGUGAGCCCAAGGCUAGCCAGGAAAAUUUUUAUUUGCCGGGCCAUGUUCCGAGUCAGGAUUCUACAAAUCUUCCCGGAGGUGGAGCAACCACGAGCUGGUUGAAGUUGACUCCUAGUACACCCCAAAGGGACAACGCACCCAGUGAAGCUGCUGGUGCUUUUGCGCGGGAUCGCCCGGGGCCAGUUGUGAUAGCUCCAAUUGCCCUUGUCGGACCUGACGGUGCCGGGACACCAAUUUCCGAUCUUGACCUUGAUGACGAGCGUCCGGUUGGUCGUGAUAGAGAAGCGCGCAACGACUCUCCCAUUUCUCCCCUGGACCUCAACGAUACAUCCCGGAAAACGGAAUCCCUCGAGGAAACUGGGCUCAGAAAAGAUGCCCAUUCUUCCCAACACGGUACUGUGGGUAAAUGCCGUAGAAAAACUGGGGAAAACGAGGAAUUUGAAUACUGGGGGGUGGUCAAUACGAUGCAAGGCGCGAUGAACAACGACGUGGACAUGGGUAAGGUGCCGAAGGGAAACGACCCAGCGAAGAGCCAUGCUGUGCACACGCCUAUCCCCACCAGAAUCACCGCAGUCAUGGGCACAACCGACACGAGCUCUCAGGAAAAGGCUGCUGGACUCGCAAGCAAGAUCACAUGGGCAAAGGCAUUUGCUAUUGCGACGAAGGAUAUCGGCGAACCUGUCAUCCAAGCUGGUAACCUCGGACUGCCUCACCAGGCAGAGCAGGGCUCAGAGGAUAUGCAUGAACCACAUGCGAGCUGGUGCCUGUUGCCGCGAGCGAGAUUGGGGCCAGGAAGUGACCCCGCGACGGCCGACUACCAUGAGCUGGCGAAGCCGCGCCUGAACCAGGAGGUGGAAGCGCCAAAGCAAUGGUCUGUGAGCUCCACUGAGUUUAUUCCGGACGAGGGGUAUGAAUGCGUCGACCCAGAAGUGAACUGGGCUACAAAGCGAAUCGGUACGCAGCCCUUUCUUGCGCAGUGGGAUGCGUACAUGGCCACCCCGACAGUGUGGCCACAAGUGAUUGAUAAGGAGCUCAGUUUGAUGUCACCCAAUCGCGCCCCAGCGUUUGAACACAACCCACGCCUAUUCCCAGAAAUUGUAUUCAAUCCAGAAGGUUAUGAUCAGGGUGAUUCUCACAACUGGAAGGCCGACUGGGCCUUUACUCCGAUGUGCACCAUGGACCGCAACAGAAACCGCCUCCGAUUUUAUAAGUGGUUGGAGAAGAUCCCCUUGGAAUGUCAGGCGGUUGACAUCUUCCACUCCGCAUUCUUUGACGGGACUGCGGUGCCAGACGGCGGGUUUUCACUGAUGCUGAUGAAUGAGAAGCAUCUCCUGUCUCCCCGCGACAUGAGCGACGAUAAGACCCGCAUCCACUGGCAUGAGACAUCGGCAGGAUAUGCGCACAACAUGAAGAUACAUUGGGCAAAGGUACGAGCGGCCAGAGAUUCCCUUAGGUCUCAAAUUGCAUCCGCACCAGCAGGACCGCUGAAUCUCGCACCUUUGAUGAGCCAGCUUGAGGUGGAGCCAGAAGCAGAGCCCAGUUCUGAGCCCACUAAUCCCCACCUGCGUCCUGCCAUCCCUGAAGAUGCCCAGGAGAUUGCCAAUAUCCUUAAUUGGUAUGCGGUUAACUCUCCUUUGAGCCCGGACACCGAGACGCAGGAGGAACGCCAGAUCAAGGCACUCAUCAAAAUUUGCAGAAAGCGCAACCUGCCAUUCCUUGUCAUGGUACACCCAGCCCGGCCAUCUCUGGAACUCCCUGGUACACCGCAAGCGAAAAUAUGCGGCAUUGCGUAUAUCGAUCUCUUCGGUAGCAGUGGUGCGGAUCAGUACAUCGGUGAACUGCGGGUGUAUGUCACCCGUGAGGAGAAGCGGGAUAAUUUCGGCACGGUACUUAUCGACCGCAUCUUAUCCAUGUGUGACCAAGGCUACAGUCGUAAGUUUGAGGUCGAGUGGAAGCCGAAGAGGGCAGAGGAUCUCUGGGAGACCCCGAUGCUGCGAAUGACCCAGCUGAUCUGUACCAUCGCCUACCCCGCCAAGCUGGAUAUGAAGUAUGGAUGGAUCAAAAAAUGGCUGCAGGACCAAUUCGGCUUUGAGCAAUGGGGUAUGCUGAAGCGAGCUAGGGUCAAGUGUGGACAUCAGUUCGUUAUGAUGAUCCUCUUUGGUGUGAUUUUGGACCUACUGACGUAUCUUUGCAGACUGGACGUUCACUAUGUCGCCCGCCGCAUCACUUCUGGAAGAAUAUUCCGGGAGAUAGGCAUGUUUGAAGACGAUAGUUGA